This is a messenger RNA of Macrosiphum euphorbiae (potato aphid), 1332 nucleotides long. The record is from the annotation of a GenBank genome assembly. Lineage: Eukaryota; Metazoa; Arthropoda; Insecta; Hemiptera; Aphididae.
AUGUCGACGUGUACUAUAAAAUUAAUACCUACUAUACAUAAGAAAAAUAUGUUAUUAGUUAAUGAAUAUGAAUUUAUGUUUAAUAAAAAUAAUUUUCGUAAACGAGAUAAAGAAAAUGUGUACUAUUGGAUCUGUGUCAAAAAGUGUGGUGCUACAUUUCGAACAAUUAUUAAAAACAAUGAACAUAUUAAAGAUGAAUCGUGUACAUUAAUGGAUCAUUCACAUGCACCAAAUCCUAUACAAAAUGAAUGUAAAAUAAUUAAAAAUAAAAUCAAAACUGCUGCAUUGCAAUCUCAAGAUAAUCCACACAAAAUUUACCAGGAGCAAAUAAUUGGAGUUCCUUCUGUCGUCUCUUCACAAAUUUGCAAAAAUGCAUCAAAACAACUUAUUAAAAGACAGAGAAAAGGUAAAUUAAUUGAACCAUCUUGUGUUGAACAUUUUAACCCUCCUAUUGAAUUAAAAAAAACAAUUUCUGGUCAAGAAUUUUUAAUCAAGGACAUUUACGAUGACAACAAUAGAAUUAUUAUUUUUACAACAUUUCAAAAUUGUUUGUAUUUAAGAGAAUCAGAGUUUUGGCUUGCAGAUGGAACAUAUAAGUCUUGUCCUAGUUUCUUUAAGCAAUUGUACACAAUUCAUGGAUCUAUUAAGAGAGGAAACGACCAGAUAUGUUUACCAUUAGUAUUUGCCCUUAUGACAAAUCAAACUGAAAAUUCGUAUAAACUAAUGUUUACAGCACUUAAUUAUUUUGCUAUUGAACAUCGUAUUAAUUUUAAAGAUAAUACGGAUCUUGAAAUUAUUACUGAUUUUGAAAUUGCUGCUAUUAAUGCCAUCAAUGAUAUUUUUCCAUUUGCAAUGCAUUCUACGUGUUUUUUUUCACUUUUCGCAAAAUAUUUAUCGUCACAUACAAAAGGAAGGAUUAACGACCAAGUCAAUGAAAGUUGGAAACUGCUUAAAACUGAAUUUUCGAAUGAUGAAAGGGAACAAAAAUUAAUAGAUUACUUCGAAACAACAUAUGUUAUUGGUAAAUCAGUGAGACUCCGCGGGCGAAAUCCACAAGUAAAACCCCCGUUAUAUCCACCAGAAAUAUGUCGUUUAAAUAGGUUGAUAUCGAAACAUCCAGGUGCUUAUAAAUUCAUAACACUUCUUCAAAAAAUGCAGAACGAGAACGAAAGCUUAAUUGAACAAUUUAUUCAAGGCAGAAUUGCAAAAAAAAUAAAGGUAUCCCGACAACAACAUGAAGAUAGAAUUAAAAAUUUAGUUUUAAGAUUUAAAAAUAGUAAUCAAAAUAACAUUGAGUUUUUAAGAGGCAUUGCGUACAAUUUAAACUUUUAA